Messenger RNA from Ictalurus punctatus (channel catfish), 793 nucleotides. It is a transcript of the gene rnaseh2c, whose product is annotated as ribonuclease H2, subunit C. The coding region runs from base 154 to 564 and encodes 136 amino acids. The record is from RefSeq and is a predicted model, not a curated record. Gene Ontology annotation, biological process: RNA catabolic process. Gene Ontology annotation, cellular component: ribonuclease H2 complex. NCBI's taxonomy places the organism in Eukaryota, Metazoa, Chordata, Actinopteri, Siluriformes, Ictaluridae. The transcript is spliced from 5 exons.
CACCCGCCAAAAGCGCCUCACUACAACUAUACUGACCGCAAACUGAGCGGGUUUUCUCCCAAACAACAAGAGGUCAUUUUUUAAAGUGUGCUGGUGUAGAAGGCAUGAGGGCAGUUUGAAUGGGGAGGUGUGUAAGUGCAGCUGUGUUCUCAGAUGGCAAUGAACAGCUGUGUGACUGUGGUGCAGCUCGGCUCUGGGACUCAGGUGCAUCAGUCCGAAGUUCACCUGCUUCCCUGCGACAUUGAGCACGACGGAGCUGCACAAGUGGCCGAGUUUUUCACUCCCACAGUGAAGGAGCGAAAGCACGAAAAGACAGUGUCGUUUAGGGGGCGGGGGCUGAAAGGUCAGGAAGUGACGCACCCUCAAGGCUACACUGGUCUGGUGCUGAAGGAGGUACAGAAACCCUCAUCUGAUCAAGAAGACCGAGUUGUUAAGGUUUCUUCAGUUUUUCAUAAUUUUACAUAUUGGAAUUUGGAGACUCCUCCCACAUCAGAUGAUCGAGUCAUGAUGUCAAUGGCAUGGCCAAAAUUAGCAGAGAUGAUGCAUGCACCAGUGGAAGACUGAAAGCUUCAUCAGGACACAUUUCUUACCCAGUGUACGGUUACAUUUUCACCAGUUUGUUUACUACCCGAAAACCUACAUGAUUAUUCUGACUGCCCUGAGGUCAUGUGUUCAUUUCGGCACGUUUUUACUUGUAAUAUUUAUGCAUUGUUACCCUUUACACAUGAUUGCGUAUAAUAAAUAUACACAAAAGUCUGAGUUGUACAGAAAUAAACAAUAGAUGACUCAGUCA